AUGUUUCCACAUAAAACGAUACAUAAAGGUACCUGGAGCUCACCGGAUGGAAAAUAUAUAAACCAAAUUGAUCAUAUACUAAUAAACCUGAGAUUCAGCAACUGUAUUCAAGAUGUUCGGACUGUAAGAGGGGCAGAUAGUGACUCCGAUCACUUUCUUGUUAAAGGAAAAAUUAAAGUAAAACUUAAAAAUCCCGCUCGAUCUACUGGGAAUAUUCUGGACAGAUAUGAUGUAUCAAAGUUAGCGUCCGAAGAGAAGAGUCGGGGUUUUAAAAACAGACUAAAUGAACAGUUGAGAACCAUUCAUUUUGAUAGUAUAAGGUCAAUUGACGAAAGAUGGAAAAAAGUGAGAGAUUCAAUAAAGACAAUAUCGGAAUCAGUUUUGGGUAAACCGAAAAAAAUAAAGAAGCCAUGGUUUAAUGAAAUAUGCGAAAAAGCACUAGUUCAAAGAAAGAGUCUAAGGACCAUAUGGCUUGAUGAUAUUGAUAACGAAUAG
Diuraphis noxia (Russian wheat aphid) is the source of this 495-nucleotide messenger RNA. RefSeq lists its product as uncharacterized. Lineage: Eukaryota; Metazoa; Arthropoda; Insecta; Hemiptera; Aphididae. The record is from RefSeq and is a predicted model, not a curated record.